GGACGCUUCCAUUAUCCAGCAGUGAGCAGUCAUAAAACCUUCUGUUUUAUUUAGUGCAGUGCUAUUGUGUACACAACAAUGUCAUCGAAGUUGUCGAUAAUAUUACUUGAAUUGUUUUUACUUUGCUACACAGCAGAUGCUGCUACGUAUUUUGCCGAUGGUAGAGAUUGCAAAAGAAAUUGUGAGUGGCCAUAUGAGCCGGCGAUCUGUCGUUUCAACUUUACUGUGGAAUUGUAUUACUCGAUGUCAAAAGCAUGUUACGAUUGUCCAUUCAACAUGACGGACUGCGAUUCACAAGAUUGCGUACCACUUAACGGUGUUGGAAGAGCAAUUUUAACUGUUAAUAGGCAGUUCCCUGGUCCCAAGAUUGAGGUGUGUGAAGGAGACAGUAUUGAGGUUGCAGUCACCAACCACUUAAGUAAUGCUGAGGGAACAUCUAUCCACUGGCACGGCGUUCAUGUACGAAAUCGGCAAUAUAUGGACGGAGUUUCAAUGCUAACUCAGUGCCCCAUUCCAUCUUACGCGUCCUUCCUAUAUUCCCUUGAAGUUCACCCAGUUGGCACACACUGGUGGCAUGGACAUUCUGGAAUGCAUCGAUCUGAUGGAAUAUUUGGCGCCCUAAUUGUACGACAAGCUCCAUCACGUGACGCAAAUUACCUUCUGUACGACUACGAUCUUUCAGAACACAUAAUGUUGGUUCACGAUUGGCUCGAUCAAAUUACUGUUGUUAAAUUUUCUGCCCAUCACCACGAUGAUGGAAGCAAUAAGCCAGAGUCAGUGCUUAUUAAUGGAAAAGGGAAGAGACAAGAACAAACAAAUGAUCAAGGCCAAACCAAAUUCACACCAAGGGAAACUUUUCGCGUUAAGAAAGGCUUUCGGUAUCGUUUUCGAUCGAUCAGUAACGCGAUUACCAAUUGCCCCCUCAAGAUUUCAAUAGAUAAUCAUACAAUGCUGAUAAUCUCGUCUGAUGGAGCGCCGACCGAGCCAGUUAAAGUUGAUGCAUUUGUUAUAUAUGGAGGGGAACGGUUUGACUUUGUAUUGAAUGCAAACCAAACUAUUGACAACUACUGGGUACGAGUAAAAGGUCUUGCCGACUGCAACAGUGUCCAAGAGUUGGCGAUUCUGCAAUAUGAGGGCGCUGUUUAUGAAAAUCCACAUCUAUCUGAAACAACUGACAGAGAAGGGACUAUUUUGAAUCCGUUCAACACACCAGCAACUGAUGAAAACAUUGCAAUUGUGGAGCUUAAUGCGAUAGAGGACAUUGAAGAACCAGAAGACCAAGCCCUGCUACAACAAGAACCAGAUCAUAAAUUCUACAUUGCGAUGGAUUUCAACAAAGUAAACAAUUAUCAUUUCCACCAUCCAGAGUACUACCCUAUUGAAGAGAUCGAUCGAUCCCACCAUCUGUACUCGAAGCAACGUAAUUUGACGCGUAAACUCGAAAGAGCAAUCAAGAAAGAUACAGUUAUCGUCCCAGACGGUGGAUAUACGAUAAUACGCUUCCACGCAACCAAUCCAGGGUGGUGGCUCUUUCAUUGUCAUCUGGAAUUUCACGUUGAAAUUGGAAUGGCUUUAGUGAUUCAUGUUGGAAAUGAUUCCGAUCUGCCAAAAAUUCCCGAAAAUUUUCCACGGUGUGGUUCCUGGCCUCAGAGCACCUCACCGACGACGAAGCCAACAGAUAAUACACCAAGCACCAGCCCCAUAGCGUCUGAAAUUAAUAUGAUGUUUAUACUGUUUUGUGUCUUUUUUGCUGUCAUACAUGCAUAGGGAUAUGAUAUUUUAGGACUGUUAAUUUGUUGUGUGCGCGGUACAUUACUUAAAAUAAUAAUUUGUAAAUUAAUGAUAAGGUACCGGUACUAAUAUUAACACAGUUAUUUUGUGAGCUGUUAUUUGUAAUUUGGAUGCACUACCAGAGGGUCUGUGUCACUGAACCAAAAUUGUUUCCGAAUAAAGUUCAAAGUUCAAGAUAGACUGGAAGAUCAUAGCUGGGUAUUAAUAAAGAAGAAGUGGAA
Messenger RNA from Anneissia japonica, 2012 nucleotides. Its product is annotated as laccase-1-like. Lineage: Eukaryota; Metazoa; Echinodermata; Crinoidea; Comatulida; Comatulidae. The coding region runs from base 79 to 1767 and encodes 562 amino acids. Gene Ontology annotation, cellular component: plasma membrane. The transcript has 6 exons. The record is from RefSeq and is a predicted model, not a curated record. Gene Ontology annotation, biological process: iron ion transport. Gene Ontology annotation, molecular function: copper ion binding; oxidoreductase activity.